This is a messenger RNA of Letharia lupina, 804 nucleotides long. RefSeq lists its product as uncharacterized. The transcript has 2 exons. Bases 1 to 804 code for a protein of 267 amino acids. Lineage: Eukaryota; Fungi; Ascomycota; Lecanoromycetes; Lecanorales; Parmeliaceae. The record is from RefSeq and is a predicted model, not a curated record.
AUGGCGAACCCAUCACAAUUGUACCUGCUCGCUGAUCACAUUAAGUUGUCAUUACUCGAACGGCAGCGGGCCAUCUCCCUAAAUCUCGAGCCCAACUCCCAAGAUGGACACAUCUCCAGAUCAUUGGAUCAGAUGCGCGAGGGCGUCGAGGCGCUGGAGAAAUCAGAGGGAAACGAUGAUUCAGCUGCCGACCUCCGGAAGCAAUUCGACGAUCUGACAUCCCAGUUCCGCGGUUUCCCCACGACCUCCAAACCAUCCGUCUCCCAACCCAAUGACCCAGCCCUCUCUCCCGAUUUUGCUGCCGCGAAGAAAAUUCGACCUCGAAACCCUUCCUCGUCCUCUUUCCUCAAACGCUCUGCAGCCGACUCCCCUAGGCCAGAUAAAUCCGUCAGGUUUACAGAUGCACCGUCAGAUCCGCAAGAAGAGGCGAACAGAGCAGCGCUAUUUCCGUAUAGAGAUGAACCAGAGCCAGGAGGGCCGCCAGAUCAGAGUCAGCUGGAUAAUCAACAGAUACAUCAAUACCACUCACAGGUGCUGAGGAGACAGGACGAAGAUCUGGACAGGCUGGGAGACAGUAUCGGACGACAGAGAGAUCUCAGCAUACAGAUUGGUAAUGAACUGGAAGAUCAGAUCGGUAUGCUUGACGACUCGGAACAGAUCAUGGAUCGCCAUCAGUCGAGACUGGAUGGGGCGAGGCGACAGCUGGGGAACGUGGCGAGGAGGGCAAAGGACAAUAAACAAUUGACAGUCAUCAUAAUACUAAUCGUUGUGCUUGUUUUGUUGAUAGUCAUUCUGAAGAGCUAG